This is a messenger RNA of Anguilla rostrata (American eel), 7121 nucleotides long. RefSeq names its product taperin (gene tprn). Lineage: Eukaryota; Metazoa; Chordata; Actinopteri; Anguilliformes; Anguillidae. Gene Ontology annotation, molecular function: phosphatase binding. The record is from RefSeq and is a predicted model, not a curated record. The transcript has 4 exons. Bases 232 to 2742 code for a protein of 836 amino acids.
AGUGUGACGUCUGUGGUGUACAGGUGCAGAGGGCGUGGUCGGAGCGGGGCUGAGGCAGACAGCAGAGAGGCAGGCAGAGCGCAAGAAAGACAGAAGGAGACGGCGGGGGGAUGUGCGCGUGUUUGUAGUACACAGCGCUGCAGGUACAGCGACAGACGGCGGAUUGUGCUUUCCGUUCCAGCCCUGGAACACCAUCCCCCAAAUUCCGGAGAUCCCCCCCUUCCCCCUGCGAUGUCUGGCGGUGAAGUGCGGGUGCUCCGCCGAGAGGCUGGACAGGAGAGCCCGAGGAUGCCGGCCUGGAAGAGAGAGAUUCUGGAGCGGAGGAAAGCAAAAGGCGGCGGGACCGGAGCAGGUGCAGCGGAGCCGUCCUCGAGCGCGGCCGCAACCCGGCUUAAUGGAGACGUAUCGGGAGAUAGCGGUGCCUCUAAAAACAAAGAGAGUGUGUCCAGCGCCAGUUCAAACAGGAGCUAUACCAUCACUCCGGCAAGCCAGCACUUCGCGGGGAAGCAUGGCAGCGCCUCCGCCUCCCCGGAUCUCUCCCCAGUGAAAUCAAACAAAGACCCCUGGAUUACGAACGACACUGUCGACGCGGAGAAAACCGGCAGAGGACGCGGGGGUGAAGAAGAAAGCCUGGUGCUGCAGGACAGUCUUGGCCCGUUACAGGAGAACCCAUUCAUUAAACUGGAGAAGGAGCGUAAAAGGCGACAGGAUCGCGAGAGCGCCGCUCGGCCGGUUCAGCAUAUAUUGGAGCUUUACGGCGGCGUUCCGGGCAUCCGGACUAUCCGCGCGGAGAACAUCAUUAUAAUAGAGUCUGACCCGGAUUAUUUCCCAGACGGUAGCGGCAUUAAAAGCGGUGCCAAGCUGCAACAGAACGGCACCGUCGGCAGCUACAGUUCCCUGAGUGACCUGGUAGACAGGAGAGGCAGUGCUGUGACCGAGAUCCGCGCCAAGGAGGUGGUCAUUUACGAUUCAGCGCUGAGCAAAAGCGAGGAGAACCUGAGCACGCUGGGCCGCCCGGGCUCCGAGGACGCGCUGGACCUGGGGCAGACCCAGGGCAGGGUGAGCCGCAUGCUGCAGAAGUUCGACCGCAACUACGGGAAGCUUCAGCCCAAGUCGCGCAGCACGGAGAACCUGCUGGACCUGGAGACCGGGCCGGUCAGGCCCUGGGCCCGGCCCAAACCGCAGCCAGAUCAUCAGGUGCCAAAGUCCACGCCGCCGCUGUGCCGCUCGCCGGCCCACAGUCCAGACCGCGCAGAGUCUGGCUCAGUCUUCCAGAGCUCCUCGUCUUCCAAGCCCCACUCCGAUUCCUCUCCGGAGGGGCACGCGAGCGACGGCUCCCCCGCCGGGUCCCCCCAGUCCGUGUCUUCCUACCGGCGGCACUUUGAGAAGGGCGGGGGGAGCGCCGCGCCGGCGAACCACAGGGAGGCGUCAGAGCGGUUCCAGACCCGGCCGCAGAGGCCGCGGGAUUGGCCGACCGCCGCCGAGGGCUCCUCCAGUCCCAGGGCGCCGCGCUCUCCGCCGGAGAGGCGCCGAGCCCCCGCCGCCGCCGCCGCCUCCCCGUCCCCGCCCCCGUCGCCGCCCUCCCCCGGGUUCGAGAUCCGCCCCUCGCCCCGGCCGGACCUGUCGGCGCUGCCGGCCGGGGACAUCCAGGCGCGCGCCCUGGCCAACCUGCGCCUGCAGUCCCGCAACUCCUUCACCGUCAUCCCCCGGCGGCGCGCAGGGGGCGCGGCCUCCCCCGGGAGCACCGCCCCCUCCAGCCCCGUCCAGUCCCCGACCCCCGCCGUCCAGAGGGCGCCGACGGAGCCGCCCGCCGCCGCAGUGCCAACCCCAACCUUCGCCGUGUCUCCGCCCACGCCGCCUACCGCCAAGAAGCAGGAACGGGAAACCGCGGCGGGACUAGCCAAAACGGAACUGUACGAACCGGACGCCCCCCUGGUGCCCGUGUCUCCUUUGCCGCCCUCGGAGCCCCCCCUGGACGCCCCCCCGAAGCGGGCGACGCCUGAACCCGCCGCGCCCGCCGCGUCCUCUGACCACCUGCCCGUCACCAACAUCGACGACAUCGAGGUGGAGGCGGGGCAGCCGGGUCCGAGCCCCAUGGUGCAGCGUCGCUCGGGGAACACCUUCACGGUGGUGCCUAAACGCAAGGCCGACCCCCAGCCUGCCCUGCCCGAGCCCCAGGAAGCAGGCCUCCAGACCCCCUCCACGCCGCCCCAGGCCCCCUACGCCCAGCUGGGCACCCUGCUGAAGAAGCGCUACCCCGCCGUGGACGAGAUCGAGGUGAUUGGCGGCUAUCUGUCGCCCGGCCGCUCCUGCCUCUCCAAGGCCAGCUCCAGCGGGAAAAAGCUGAACAUCUCUUUCAACGAGUCGGCGAGCACCUUCGAGUACCCGUCAGAAAGCAGCCUCUGGGACAGCGAGGAUGAGGAGCGGGAUGGGGAGGAAGAAGAGGACAUGCAGCGGGGAGAGGAAGAGGAGGAGGAGAAAGGCGGGGGGCGAAUGGUCAUCCCCCGGGUCAGCUACACCAGCACCCCAACGGACAGCACCAACGGCAGCGAUCUGUCCAGUUACACUCCCAAGAACUCUGUGGAUUUCAGUGCCUGGCAGGAACACAAACUUGAUCAGCCGUCGUUCCCGGGGGACUCAAAUUCCCAAGGCGCACAAGUGUCUUCAGAGGAAGUGAUGCUCACCCCGGCCGACGGCUCCUCCCUGUCCGAUUUCAGCAGUGAACCGGCGCUCUACUUCUGACCGGGGCGGGACCGGGAAAAUAAGGACCGCAGAACCGAACCACUGCCUGCCAGCACUGCUCACACUGACCCACAGCGCCACGGGACCAAACCACCCAGCGCUACAGGAGAGGAGUAACCCAUCCCAACAGAACCGCCACCGGUCACACCCCAUCAACAUUCAUGUCCAUCAGAACCGCCCCGAGUACUGCCAGAACCAGAACAGAAACCCUUUCACCAUCACGCUAGCCCGUUCCCAGAGGGAAAACCCAACGAGCUGGACUGCCCCCCACCCACCCACCUCCGGUCACCCCCUGCCCCCCCAGCAUGCCUCUGUCCCUGUUAGUGGGGUCUUGGCUGCCAGAGUAGCCCUAUCCAGCACUGCCUGCCCUCUUUAGAUGAAAUACUCGCUGAGAAUCUUUUUCAGAUUCACUGCCCAGCUCGCCCCUGCCCAGAGGGCCUCGUUCUCCGCGGUGUUGCCACAGAGGUGGGGGGGGCGGGGGCGUUACGGAAAGCGGGUGACCAAAUUCCCAUCCCAGAAUCCCAGGAGGCACCCCAAUGGUCCCACGCUGAGGGGGGAGAACAGGGAGGAGGAGCCGAAAUGACUUUAAUAGCGAAAGGGUGCCACAAUUCUCUCUCUCUUUGUGCUGUUUUUUUCCCCUACCUGCAUGUUCUGAUUUAGUGUUUCAUUUUUUAAUCGACCCCGUCCCUAAAAAAAAAAUUUACCCUCCUGUCGGUUAUUAUUCUUUUACAUCACAAUAUGCUGUACUUCAGGAACUGGUCUGUCCAGGAGGGCCUAGGGUCCAUGCAGGGUUACAGAAUGCCCCCCCCCCCAAAUCACGUUAAAAAGGCCCUGGCCAUCGGCACUGAGGCGUCUAAGAAAAGUCCUGUGGAAAUAGUCGCUCAUUGCAUUAGAACAGUCUUACAGAAUCAGGUUCAAUUGUCCUAAAGGGCACCGUGGGUUAGUCCUGACAAAAAUAACUUUAUGAUUAGCAUAAAGUAUACGUGUGCUUACUCUCUCACUGAAAGUGAUGUUAAAGUUCACUCAUAAGUUUGUGAUUUAUUCCAGCAAAUAAGUCUAUGUGUGUCAGCAAAACCCAGUAUAUUCCAGUUAGUCAGACCACGUGCAUUUCAGCAACAUGAGUUUAAGUUAAGUGUUUAAAAAAAUAAGAGUUUGCUCACAGGUGUAGCAUUUUAUGGAAAUUGGCAAAAAUGUAUGUCCUUUCUUAAGUAACGCUUCAGAUUGGAAAACGAUCAGGGCUUUGAUUGACACGUUAGCUCUGCUGGACCGGACCCAAUCCUGGAACCCAAACCAGGUCCUACACCACUGCUGGAGUAUGUAGAACCAGAACUCUGGGGCUCUUGAUUCAUAAAAGUCUGAUCCAUUCCGCAGCUGACGAACAAGCGGCCCGAACGUGCCAGCCCACAGCGGCAGGUUUUGAUUGUAAACCUUUACACUCCCUAAAGAACAAAGUGAAUUUGGCCCCUUACAGGAUGAUUGCUUGCCGUUGGUUGUCUGAAAACCUUUUUAAAAAAAAAAAACUGAUCAAACUGUACUGCAGGCAGGAAGAGUGGCAGGCGUAGUCCUGCUCGUGUGCUCGUUAUCGUCAGUGUUGCUCGUCGAAACGGUUUUGGUCUUUUUUUUUUUUUUUUUUUUUAACGUUUGGACUCAAGUCCGCCAGAACAUUCCGGAGAAACCGAGCCGGUGUCUUUUCAGCGUGAGCGGGAACGCGUUCGGACGCCCGUGAGCGCGUGCGGGCGACGCCCGAACGCCGACGCUACCGCAGAAACCCGCUGCUGGAAGACGAACGCUCUCCUCUUCACAGCGGACUGCUGAACACAAUGCCAAGUGAUUCUUACAUGACUGUUGACUGCCGCGUUGGCCAUCGCCAACACGGUCACCUUCGCCGUCGUCGUCAUCUUCUUCAUCAUCCGUUGACCAGUAUUGUUGAGACUUCAGGAUGCUGUUCUCUCAAAUAACAAAAAGUCAGAAACUUUAAUUUAUCAGACGCAUCUUUUUUUUAUUUUUUAUCAGUGCUAUUUUCAUAUCUUGCGAGCCAGGACAUGGGUUCUCAACUCCUGUGGGAAAACGGCUUGUCGGAAUUACAGAGACAGCUUCUGCUGUGCGCUUAAAAAAAAACAAAAAAAAAAAACGGACAGAAAUAAAAAAAGAUGCAUCAUGAGGUGACAUCAUCCAGAGGGAGACUGGGUUGGGUUGGGGGUGGGGGGAGGGAUGUUUCAAGUCUUAUGUCUUUUCAUGUUUUAUUUUUAUUUGCACUGUUAUUUUUAAUUGCUUCAUUUGCACUUUGAGCGUUCUGAUGGGACAGAGGGGCGGGGUUAGUACGGACGGCUUCGCGCCCCCCCCGAUUGGGCGCUCCACCCUUUGUCGCAUAUUUGCCAAGCUGGAAGGCCAGGUUUAAGCUUGGGUGGUGAGGGAGGGAUGGAGGUGAAGGUAAACCGGGUUCACGAUCAAUGCAGAUCAACAGGAAGGCGCCUUUAGGCCUUCUGAUUGGAGGAGCAAGCUCCAGGGGAGAUGAGUGAUUGGAUAAAGUGUUGCCCAGGAGAUACUGUCAGUUAAUCCCUCUUGAUUGGUUACUUAUAUUAUCAAUCACAAAGAGGCUUAAAGGCCCCAUCCAAACCUCAAUAGCUUCACUGGAGACCUUGGUUUUCUGGGAACUGGAAUUGGCCAGUACAGCUUCUGGUUGAAACCCUUAAACUGUGGAGCUGUAGGGUUUGGGAGUGAAACGCUGUUAAUCCUGGAAAGUUAUGAAUUGACGUUUAAAAAGGAAAGUAAGUGAACUGAGGGUAAUGAGGUAGCUGCUGGGUGGCUCACCCUGUUAAGACGACGGGCAGGUUGACGCCAGGGUCCGGGGACGGAAUCCGAUACCUGCGGGUGCAGACCGUCCAGCUGUACCGCAGCACUGCACAUAACUGCACAUACCUGGGUAUCCCCAUCUGGGAGGUGACUGGCUGCAGAGCGGAAAGCAGUAGUUGCUGCGACAACACUUCCUGCGGAGAAGAGAAUGCGUUUCACGCAGCUCUUCCACCCUGAUCAAACGGGCAGAGGGGGUGCAGUGUCCAGUGUAAGAAAAAAGACAAGGGAGUUUCCCCCGGCUGCAGACCUGGGUCAAAUACGUUUUUUGUUUUUUUUUGGGAUUCAAAUACUUUUCUACGCAUUACUGAUCUUGUCUGGUAUAUUGGAACCAAUUAAAUACUCUCAAAAAGUGCAAACCCCGCAUUCUGGUCAUAUUGGCAGGCUCAAUUACACCAGGCAAGAUCAAUAGAGCACAGAAACGUAUUUGAAUCCAAAACAAAUACGUAUUUGACCCAGGUCCGCCCGACUGCCAUCGUCAGUGUAUUACUGGUGUAGGAUUCAGUGUAAGGUAAUUUAAUACAUUCAGUUAAAUUUUAAUUAAUGCUCAUGGUUCCCCUUUGCACUUAUGUAAUGAUGUAAUCAACAUACUUUUCAGUCAUUCUCUGUCCUCUAUUCAUUGUGAAAUGAAGACGGGUAAUGAGGUUCUUAAGAUUCUCUGGCUCGACAAAUUAUCUCAAGGUAAUCGACUGUGAAAGGAAAUGAGAAAAGGAACGGCAGCAUAGAGAAGUGUCUGAACAUAAUGAGAGUCCGACUGCACGAGCCACCUGUCCUGACCUGUCACUCUGUGUCUGACUCCUCCCCCUCUCUCUCUCUCGCGUGCCUUCGCUCCUGCGUUUGAGACGCUCCGGUGGCGGUAAGCGCCCGAGCUCGGCGGAGCGCGGACGGCUCUCCCCAGAGCGCCCGCCCACACUCCGCGUACGCUUUCGAUUUCCCGAGGGGGAGGGGAUCUGGAUUACAGUUCGUUAAUUACAGCUAAUUAAACUGGCGCGAGCCAGCGGUGUCACUGCCCGCGAGACGGGGCUCCCUGGCGCGUCAGUCGGCACGGCGACGAUCCACCGGCGCGCGGCUGACGCCUCUGAGGAACGGAUCCUGAAUGGGGACCUGCCGUCGACGCCCCAGGACUCUCGCCCCCUGACAACGGCGUCCAUUUGCAGCCAUUAUGUAGCGACGGAGUCGAGGCAUUUAUGCGACGCGUUCAUCAAUAAAAACGGUGCCCGCUAACCUGUGAUUGGCCCGGGCGAUCAGCCUUGGCUUACGAUAGGCCGGGAGAUGCGUUGGUGAAUAAAACAUCAAAUCUUUUUCUGCCUUCAGCCCACCCUUCUGUCUGUUCACGUGAGAAUAGAAACAGUAGCUUCAUGUGUAUGUAAAGAUAGCAACAUGUCAUUUUUUUACUCUUUACUUCCUUUAUGUCUUUCAAUCUUCAGCAUCAGAGAUGUACUAACUGUAUAAUUUAUACUCGGAAAUGAUUUCAGUCAGAAAACAAAGACACAGUUCAUGAAAAGAAAAUAAAUGGUUGAAGCCUAGAA